This is a messenger RNA of Trichophyton benhamiae CBS 112371, 1077 nucleotides long. RefSeq lists its product as uncharacterized. The transcript is spliced from 5 exons. The coding region runs from base 1 to 1077 and encodes 358 amino acids. The record is from RefSeq and is a predicted model, not a curated record. Lineage: Eukaryota; Fungi; Ascomycota; Eurotiomycetes; Onygenales; Arthrodermataceae.
AUGCACGUCGAAGGAGAUCAGGAUAACUCCAUCCAUCGCCCGACUGACCCAGAUGGCCUGGUGUUGGAAGCUUGGGCGCAGGGCUUCAUGGUUGGAGGUCUGCUGUUUAUGAUCGCAAUCACCAUUGCCAACAUGAGACGAAAAGCGUUGCUUCACAAGCUCAUUCUCCUAGAGUUGAUUCUCGGGAUGGGCCAUGGUACCUUUCUGUUUGCCCACGAGCCGGUCUAUGGCUGGUACCUCUCAAUCACGGCAGUCGGGCUGAACAUGUCUUGGAGUCUGCAUAAUGUGAUUGCUUGGAUGAAGAAUAAACCGUUUCUUACCUACCGGGUCUCGAUGUUCUAUAUCGGCACUGUCAUUCUGGCCCAGAUCUAUUGGGUCAUCGAGAUCUAUGCAAACUUCGCUUUCUUCAACAAUAUUAACAUGCUCUUCUUGAAGACACGGCCGUGGGAGCCUCUCUUCCGUGACCCCUGGUGGAUAUACACGACCUGCAACAUCUUCUGGGUAAUCAAGUCCCAAUACGACUUUAGCUUCGUCGAGCUCGUUCGUCAUAGCCCUCGGUUCGGGGUCAUGUUGGUAUCGAUGUGCAUUUCUAUCAUCUUCAUCGUCGUCGAUGUACUGAGCGUUCUCGGUGUGUUUCGAGGCGCUCUGCCAACGGGUCUCAAUCCAUUCUGGAAGCGAGCCUUCCAGCAGGCACAACGAUACCCGACGACGCCGAAGCCACGGCACGAUCCCCGCCUCCAACACGAUGAUAAUAGUCGAGCCCGAGCCAGCGAAGAGUCGAAAUGGAGAGGGCGCCAGUUGGAACUGCACUCCGCCUCUCCCGUCGAACUUCCCGAUUUGAAAAGUCUUCACCAGGCCUUUGUGAGAGGAGAUGUAUUUGAAGAGAGUCAACGCAGAGGGAAUCAUGUUGAAGUAUUCGCUACUUCAUCCCCCCUCUCGCUAGGCAUGAACCGAUCGCAUCACGAGCCGCAGGAGCCCGCAGAGUCCGGUUUCCAGACGCAAUACGAGUCGAUGGUGGAGCAAGGAGGAUUCCUCUACGAGAGUGGAAGCCAUCUGCCAUCUCGGGCGCUGGAAUGA